UAGGUAUUUGUAAUAUUUGUUGAUGGUUUAUUGUUGUUUAAAGUAAUUUAAUUUAUUUGUAAUUAUUAAAUUCAUCAAACAAUCUAGAAAUGUCUCGUGGAACUAGUGCUGGUUUUGACAGACACAUAACUAUAUUUUCUCCUGAAGGAAGACUUUAUCAAGUUGAAUAUGCCAUCAAAGCAAUAUUACAAGGUGGACUUACAUCAGUGGCAAUUAAAGGAGUUGACGUUGCAGUAGUAGCUACUCAGCGAAAAGUUCCGGAUAAAUUAAUUGAUCCUACAACUGUGACUCAUUUAUUCCGGAUYACAAAAAACAUUGGAUGUGUUAUGACUGGAAUGACAGCUGAUGGUCAUUCUCAAGUGUAUAGAGCUAGAGCUGAAGCAUGUGAAUAUAAAUACAAAAAUGGUUUUGAAAUGCCUGUGGAAACAUUGUGUAGUCGUAUGGCUGAUAUUUCUCAAGUAUACACACAAAAUGCUGAAAUGAGACCACUUGGAUGCAGUAUGAUAUUAAUUGGAACUGAUGACAGAAAAGGACCUAUGGUGUACAAGACAGAUCCAGCUGGAUAUUAUUGUUCAUUCCAUGCUAUUGCGGUUGGAACAAAACAAACAGAAGCCAAUACUUAUUUAGAAAAAAAAUUGAAAAAAAAGAAGGAAUACUCAAAAGAUGAAGCUAUUGAAUUGGCCAUAUCGUGUUUGUCAAGCGUUCUAGCGGUUGAUUUUAAACCUAGUGAUAUUGAAGUUGGUAUUGUAACAACAGAGAACAAGGAAUUUGARGUCUUAAGCGAACAAGAAAUUGACCGUCAUUUAACGCAAAUUGCUCAAAGAGAUUAAGCAAGUACACUAAAAUGAAGAAUAAAUCUAAAGGUAUAAUAAUAUUGUAUUAUUUGUCAUGUAAUACUUAAAAAAAAAACAAUAAACAAUAAAAAUAAUAAUUCAUAAUUUUGUAUGGUGAAUGUUUUUCUUUCCAAUAGAUUAAUGUAUUUUUUAUUCAAUCAAAAUACAAUAUGUACUUAUAAUUUUAAACAUUUUUUUUACAUA
Molecule: messenger RNA, 1037 nt
Organism: Diuraphis noxia (Russian wheat aphid)
Lineage: Eukaryota; Metazoa; Arthropoda; Insecta; Hemiptera; Aphididae
Product: proteasome subunit alpha type-6-like
Biological process (GO): ubiquitin-dependent protein catabolic process
Cellular component (GO): proteasome core complex, alpha-subunit complex; proteasome core complex
Source: RefSeq, a predicted model, not a curated record